This is a messenger RNA of Trachymyrmex cornetzi, 1278 nucleotides long. RefSeq lists its product as uncharacterized. Lineage: Eukaryota; Metazoa; Arthropoda; Insecta; Hymenoptera; Formicidae. The record is from RefSeq and is a predicted model, not a curated record. The transcript has a single exon. The coding region runs from base 1 to 1278 and encodes 425 amino acids.
AUGCACGAGCAAAUCUCGAUGCUAGCACUGUCGUCGUUCGCAUCAUACGCUGCUACAUUUCGCGAACGAUACGAAAACCGAUGUCGCGGAAAACUCGUCGAGGAUAAGAGCGGAAGCGCAACCGUUCACUCCCGCGGCGUUAAACGCGCUGUCGCUGCGAGCAGCAAUCACGUCGCGAAAGUACAGACCGUUCCCCCCGCGGAUACGGUUCACACGAACGUCCUCCUAGCGACGGCCUGGGUGGACGUUCACACAGUUGAAAGUCGAAGUUUUAAAGUGCGCGCUCUGUUGGAUCAGGGAUCCACGUUUAGUUUUAUUUUGCAAGCUCUCUGUCAAACGUUGCGUACGAAAAGACAACGCUCGAAUCUUCAAGUUACUUGUUUCGGUGAGAAGUAUACUGGCUGCGCGAAAUCUCGCGUCAUGCUGACAUUGACGCCGUGCGCCCGUUCGGGACCAGGCUUCCCGCUGCACGCCUACGUUUUUCAAAGCAUCACUUCGUACGCGGCGUCGCAGAUUCAGCCCUUCGAGUCAUGGCCACAUUUACACGGCCUUUCAUUCGCUGAUCCAGAUCCGUCAAGCCGACACCGAGUUCACUUGUUGAUCGAUGCCGACUUAUACGGUUCGUUGUUGAAGAAUGGCCUCCGGCAAGGCCCUAUCGGCACGCCUACCGCUCAGAUGACAGCGUUAGGUUGGAUUCUUUCCGGCCCUGCGGGUCGCGGCCGGGGUGAGUCCGCACACAUAGGAGUAUGUCAUAACGUGUCCACUCAAGACACAAAUACGCUUCUCAAGCGAUUUUGGGAGGACGAGGAGGUCAUGCUCCCCCCUCCACUUACCGACGAGAAAGAGCGUUGCGAGCGACACUUCCUCGCCACUCAUGAUCGUUCUCCGGAAGGACGAUAUAUCGUUCGACUACCCUUCCGGCAUGAAACCCCGAUCGACAUAGGCGAUUCGCUGCCUAUUGCUAUAACACUCUACGAUAAGAUGGAAAAGAGGCUGCGCCGGCACACGGAACUCUCCGCGCAGUACCAGGAAUUUUUGGCGAAAUAUCUCUCCUUGGGGCACAUGAGCGUGAUCGACCGUCCUAGCGACAUCGCUCUUCACCCCGCGUAUAUUCCGCAUCAUCCGGUUGUGCGCGAGUGUAGCAGCACCACAAAAUUACGCGUCGUGUUUAACGCUUCGUGCAAGACGACAAACGGCACGUCAUUGAACGAUCACCUACUGGUCGGGCCGAAGUUACAGCAGGACCUUUCCGCUAUCCUGCUCCGCUGGCGGCAGUAG